Diachasmimorpha longicaudata is the source of this 10129-nucleotide messenger RNA. It is a transcript of the gene Shal, whose product is annotated as potassium voltage-gated channel protein Shal. The transcript has 7 exons. Lineage: Eukaryota; Metazoa; Arthropoda; Insecta; Hymenoptera; Braconidae. Gene Ontology annotation, molecular function: protein binding; A-type (transient outward) potassium channel activity. Gene Ontology annotation, biological process: potassium ion transmembrane transport; protein homooligomerization. Gene Ontology annotation, cellular component: voltage-gated potassium channel complex; membrane. The record is from RefSeq and is a predicted model, not a curated record. The coding region runs from base 2359 to 4197 and encodes 612 amino acids.
GAAUAUAAUAAUUUGAAUAUUGCUGAACAUUAACGAGUUUUUUCGAAUUGUUAACUAUGAUAACGACUAUUACAUAGUGAAAUAACACAUGACAUCGUCUUUAUCAUAGUAAAAUAAACUCGACUAUCCUCAGAAGCAAUCCAAUCUCUUUUUCCUCCUUCCUCUACUAAAUUUUUCCCACAUGUAAAAUGACCUCCCAUAACCCACGCUCUCCCCACGGAAAUUGUGACAAAUCCCUCCCUCAGUCCCGAGAAGCCCAAAAUGUCCCGAACUUUCUCAUCAAAAGCCCCGAGAUCAUCGUAACCCGGCGAAGCCCAAACCUAGAAUUCAUCCCCAGUAGAAACAACCCCGUGAAAGCGGUAAGCGCGAGGCCGGCAGGGAUGACAGAGGGUUGAAGUUAUGACGUCAUACGGCAGAGGGUUGCCCGGGCAACGGUUGGCGUUGCGCCGAUGUGACGCACAGUGUCGCCACCGGCGCUCUGCCUUUCCUCCCGUAAAAAUCAAUUUGAGUCUAGGUAUAACGUCCGCGUUGCGUGGCUCGUACGGGCUGAGCCGCGCCGCCAAGGAACACACAGGGGCCAGGUGAAGUCGGGUGGGUAUAACCCAACUCGCACACACGCUUCAAUUGAAACAGCCGGGCCACGCCACCUCUCCCUCUCUCCCGCCCUCUACCAACUUUAGUUCGUAUGUCACGAGCUUGAAUACCCACCGAAUCCAAUGUAAAGAGAUACUGCCAGUCGUGAGUGACCGUUUCGAUCGAGUGGUGUAGCUCGACCGGUUCGCGAAUAAUUUAAGAAAACUCCUCAACUCCGAGACUAAGAAGAAAAUACGAGUGAGAGAAGCCAAAUAACGGAUAACCGCUUGAAUUUUCCAAGUUCACUUGGAGUUUUAGUCAUCCCCAACUCGAUGGUACAAAGGAAUGAAGCUGGCCAGUGAGAAAAGGUCCAGGGGCUCGUGAAGGGUGGCACAGCAGGGAGAAAAAAAGCAUAAAAAAACGGAAUGAGGGGCAUGUACACUGGCAGGGAGGCGAUCCAACGCGCGCGCUCGCUUGUCCACCUCUUUUCGGCGUCAGUGUGAUUUGCCACGAGCGAGGGAGAGCAUUGCGAGGCGUCGAGCAGUGGAAACCGGCGACGCUGCUGAGAGCUCAUCACAAACCUAACCCUAUCAGCGUCACUCAGCUGAUCAAAAUUGUUGAUAAUUCGAGUUUAUUUUUUUAGUGAAUAAUUAUUAAUGGAACAGUCUCGGUUAGGGCAGUGUCUGUAUCGCGUGUUGGGGGGUGUUAUCGAUGAGGUGACUCAGGGUGACUGUGACAAACGUUGAUUCAACGAGUCGGUAGUAUUGAAAUGAUGAGAAAAUAAAUAAACUGGGCUUUAUUUGUGUUACGUUGGACUGGCUAAAUUUGGAUUGGUACGGACCAGUGCGAGUAGUGUCGAGUCUCGUGUGAGAGAAACAAGUGGUUAACAAUGACUGAGAAUCAUCACACUGUACCAGGAACGUCGAGUGCUACUUGAGGAGGCCCUUCAGGAACAAGUGAUGCCGAACGUUAGCCGAGAGCAAUUGUAGCGAGAGAAAUAACUGAAAAAAAUCUUUUUCCACCGCAGCCCCUUUUUGGAGGCUCGAGUCCCUCCAGAUUGAUACUUUCAUAUCGGUAAAACCAUCAAUGAACCCUCGACCAAUCCCCCUCAAAACAUAAAAGGCUCAUAAACAAGUGAGUGAUGACUUUUGUGAAGACCAGGUAGAGAGCUGAGCCAUUGGAAAAAAAAUUCGACAGACUGUUACAUACGUGAAAAAAGUGUUGGCGAGGGGGGAGGGAGAGGGUGGGCUAUCGAUGAUGGUGAAGGGCAGCGUGCCAAGACGGUAUUUGUCCGGUCACCGUUUCCCUUCUGUGUACAAAGUUUAUCUCAUUCUCGAGGUUGGGGUCUUAGCCUCGUAGAAAAAAAAUCAACAUAAACAGAGAAAAUUAGAUAGGUUUGAAGUGAAUUAACUGUUUACCUAUCCAGAGAAUGAUUAACAAUGUCAUCGCCAUCAUCACUCGUAGUAGUUGUCGUUAUCGGCUGUACUACGAGAGGCAGCAUGCAAGAACGAAAUACAAGGUGCAGAGCACGUGCUGCAGGUUGGAGGAAGGCUCGACAAAUCGACAACUGAUGCAUCAAUACUGAAGCAAAUAACUCCCAUUUAUCAUAACCACAAUUGCAAUUUUCAUAUGAAAAUAAUUGUGAUGAAUAAGUGUACAACAGCACCAGUGUACAGGUAAAAUUGCCGAAGGACAGAAAAUUUGACUGAUAAGUAACUAAAGAGAUAAGAGUGACGAGAUUGAACAGAGGUAGAUCUUUGAUCAAUCGUUAUUCCACCGUCAAACAUGGCCUCGGUGGCAGCCUGGCUGCCGUUUGCACGGGCGGCGGCAAUCGGUUGGGUGCCGAUCGCCACUCAUCCAUUACCACCACCGCCAAUACCUAAAGAUCGACGUAAAGCUGACGAUGAGAAGCUCCAGAUUAACGUCAGCGGUCGUCGCUUUGAAACUUGGAGGAACACGCUCGAGAAGUACCCCGAUACACUGCUGGGCUCGAAUGAACGUGAAUUUUUUUACGACGAGGACAGCAAGGAGUACUUCUUCGAUCGGGAUCCAGACAUAUUUCGUCAUAUAUUGAAUUACUAUAGGACCGGUAAACUCCAUUAUCCAAAGCACGAGUGUCUGACGAGUUAUGACGAGGAGCUUGCAUUUUUCGGAAUUUUACCUGACGUUAUUGGUGAUUGUUGUUACGAGGAUUAUCGGGAUAGAAAGAGGGAGAAUGCUGAGAGAUUGAUGGACGAUAAAUUGAGUGAAAAUGGCGAUCAGAAUUUACAAAAAUUGACCGACAUGAGGGAAAAAAUGUGGCGGGCAUUUCAAAAUCCUCAUAUAUCAACGGCAGCACUUGUAUUUUAUUACGUUACUGGUUUCUUCAUUGCUGUCAGUGUAUUAGCCAAUGUUGUGGAGACUGUACCGUGUGGAACACGUCCGGGACGAGCUGGUACACUGUCGUGCGGCGAGAGAUAUAAAAUUGUAUUCUUCUGUCUUGAUACAGCGUGCGUUAUGAUAUUUACCGCUGAGUAUUUGUUGCGACUUUUUGCCGCACCAAGUAGAUGUAAAUUCGCCCGCUCCGUUAUGUCAAUAAUUGAUGUUGUCGCUAUAUUGCCGUAUUACAUUGGCCUUGGUAUAACUGACAACGACGAUGUGUCCGGGGCCUUUGUCACCCUCAGGGUCUUUCGUGUUUUCCGUAUAUUCAAGUUUUCACGGCACUCCCAGGGCUUGAGAAUUCUCGGCUAUACACUCAAAUCAUGUGCAUCGGAACUUGGUUUUCUCGUUUUUUCACUGGCUAUGGCGAUUAUAAUAUUUGCCACUGUCAUGUUCUACGCUGAGAAGAAUGUCGAGGGGACCAACUUUACGUCUAUUCCGGCUGCUUUUUGGUACACCAUCGUCACUAUGACCACUUUGGGAUAUGGUGACAUGGUGCCGGAAACCAUCGCUGGAAAAGUGGUGGGUGGAGUUUGCUCGUUGAGCGGAGUGCUGGUGAUAGCCCUCCCUGUGCCUGUCAUUGUCAGUAACUUCAGUCGUAUUUAUCAUCAGAAUCAACGGGCAGACAAGAGAAAGGCGCAGAGGAAAGCGCGACUCGCGAGGAUUAGAAUCGCCAAAGCAUCGAGUGGUGCAGCUUUUGUCAGCAAAAAGAAAGCAGCAGAGGCGAGAAUUGCAGCUGCGGAGAGUGGAAUGCCAACAGACGAUUACAAAGAGGAAGACAUAUUCGAAUUGCAGCAUCAUCAUCUUCUCCGGUGUCUGGAGAAAACAACGGACCGUGAGUUUGUGGAGAUGGAAGUGCCCUACAAUGGAGCACCAAAGCGUCCAGGUUCACCAUCACCACUGACAUCACCAGCCCACAGUACAGCAUCACGCGGUGGACUCCUGCAGUCAUGCUGCGGUCGUUGUUAUCCUCAGCGUUAUCAGAGCCUUUCGUAUCAGCUCACAUCGAACGAGAACAAGGAUAGAGUGGUGCUAGUGUACGGUGAUCGCAUACAAGUGCGAAAAAAGGACCUUAAGAAGCGCGGUUCCCACACCUGCGACAUGCAGGCCCUACAGCCACUUCCGGUCCCCACCACCAACACCACUACGCCUGCUAUGACAACUUCCGGUGGGCAGCCACCGCUACCGUUAUCGGAGAGCGCUUGAGUACGAUCGAGAAUGAUCUCUUCUACACCACAAACGCGUUGAUCCACCCAGCCAACAACGAUUGUAUCGCCCUCUGGCUCGAUUGAAUGAAUCAACGGCCGUCUGGCCGAUUUUACGGAACAUUAACGAUGGAUAAUCGUCGUCAUGACGUCAUUGAUGGGCCCCUGACUGCAGGAAGGCCAUCAAUAGUGUGGAAAGUGGGCUCGACGAAGUCCCAAGAGAUCAUCCGAAUCGAUACACCAUUGGAAAUUAAUAGAAACGAUUAGCCUAAUACGGUUUUAUUCAACCUACCAUAGAUAACGUCGCAAUUAUCUCGAAUAAUUAGAAGAAAAGGUGGGAAGGAGAGAUGAAAAAUUCAUUUGUAUUCGCUUAAUUAAUAAUAAUGAUUAAAUUAAAAAUACCCUCGUUCUUUCAGACGACAAAAAACACGAGGCAUGAAAUCAUUGCCACAAUACUGCAAAUUCUAAUUAAUAAAUUUGAAAUAUUUGAUCAUAGGUUCAUGUGCGUUUCAAAGCCAAUCUCAAUGCGAUGUCGUUCAUAAUUAAAUUGAAUAAAUAAACCAAAUUAAUUAAUUCUUAACGAAUAACUGAAACUUGCCGAUGAUCUAGGUGACGUAAUUUCUUUUGUAAAUAAUCUUGUAAUGAUGAAACUAGUUCCAUACUUAGAAAUAAUUGUUUAAUUAAUUGCUCAGUUGAUUAAUUAAACCUGUAAUUUUCAUGUAAUUAUCCGUCGAGCCAGACGCACUCGUUAGAAAUAAAACGAUAAAGGUAUUGUAAAAAGAAGGGAAAAAAGCGAUUCGGGAGAUUAAAAAAAGUAUUUAAUUGAAUACUCAUACUAUGAAAUUAGAAAUACGAAUGAAUUCUAAAUAAUUCCAAUGAUUAUGAAGAAGCCAAAUAUUGCAGAGUGAGAAUAAACUCUGGAUAAUGUGGGAUUGAGUGAGGAAGACUUGAAAAGUGUCCGGGUGAAUAUUUAGUUUAAUUAAUUGAUUGGUGGAGUGGUAGAACGUAAUAAGUUGUAAAUAUAACUUUUGUUAAUUAAGGGCAGAAUUCUAUUGCUAGGCAUUUUUAUUAUCAUAUCAAAUUGAAAUUUGAAUGUGCACAAGUCUUUUCAGAAUCCAAUUCAGUUGCUUAUGAAAAAAUAAAUUCUCUUAAAUUCAUAUCCUAAAGUCACUCAGUUUCGAAUUUGUUCAGUGUUUUUUUACUAACGGAAAAUAUUAACCAUAAACUUGUCAAGUUUUAUCAUUCCACGACUGAAUUAAUAAAAGGAAAUUAAUAAAGUUGAAAGGAUCGUUCGAAUUUAGAAAUAAAAAAAAAAUUGUCAAAAUCCGAUACACAACUAGUAAUGAAAAUGUGAGAAGCGUCCAUGUCUAGGUGCCCUGAAUCAAUAGUUAAUUGUCGAUAUAGGAAAUAAUUAAACGUUAAUGUAAGAGUUAUAACGUGCUCCAAGUACCUCGCGAUAAGCCUGUGAGACAAAAGCCGAUACUGUGGGUGGGUAGGUUUAUAUAUAGAUGUGAAAAUGACUGGGAGAGAUCGGAUGGGGAAUGGAGAGGGUUAUAUCUCAGCUAGAGGGGUGCCCUCUCAAAUCAACCGGUUGCUCCUAUACUUUUCUGAAUGAUACGCGAAUUUAGUGGAGCCACAUUUACAAAGUUCGUCCCUUCUGGUCUCUUCCACUCCGAUUUUUUUACCUUCUUUUUCACUAUUUUCCAUGGUUUUUUGGGUCAAGUGUUUCAUUGUCGUUAUCACGUGGAAGAAGAAGAAUAGAACGGCAGGCAGCAAUUAAAAAUUUUUCUCGAAUUCCAUUCGUUUUUAAAAUGAUCAAUGAUUUUAGAAUUUAAUGGGAAAUUUUAUUGAGAAUAUGGAGAAUUAUUUCCAAACUUCUUUAAAAUAUUGUCUGAUUAAUCUCUCCUUGUGCGAGAUAUUUUCAAAUCGAUAUUAAUAAAUUUUAUCGGAAGUCAGACGAAGCACACGACCCGACUCACACUGAAUAAUUCACACGACAUUCCAUUAAAAAGAAUGAGUAAUUUUUUUUUAUAAACAAGGCGAGCUGCUGGCGGAUUUCGUUCAAUUAUUAUUAGCUGUACGGCAAAAUCGCCACAAACGAUUUACGAUUAUGUAGAUAUUUUUCUCUGUGUUGUGACUGUAGACGUGUGCAAAGGGAUAAACCAAAAAUUUUGCGUAAUAGGAAAAAAAACUGAAUAUAAGAUAUUCAAUGUAAUUGAACAAAAUUAAAACAAUAAAAUGGAAUUCCACCCGCGUGCGAAUGGAUGAUUGAUGCGUUGUAUGAAAGUACCGAGGAAACGAGAGCAUGAAAAUAUUGAUAAAACGAAAUCCGAUUUCAAGUGGGCGUUCAGUUUGUCGUAUUCGGGGAUAUGAGAAGAAUAAAUAAUGAAUAAUUUAACAAAGAUAAACACGUAACGAGUCUUUCAAUUUACUACCGUACUGCCAAUAUUUUCCGAAGCAAUAUGUCUAACUUUACUCGUACGAAAUAAGACGUUCAGUUGUCGAUGCAAGUUCUCGUGAAUUCAUUUCGUUUUUUGACUCUUCGAGGAUUAAAUUCUGUUUUGAUGUUUCCAACGUGCGGAAAUUUGCAAGAGCCGGGGAAUAAAUACACGGAAUAUUCUCGGUAUUAUUACAGAGAACAUUCCACCAGUGAUCGGCAUAGAAAAAGUGGAAAACAAUUUUUUCUAUUAAAAAAUCAUUCGUACUUCACGGGUAAAUGUUUUUAACUGUAAGUAUCUUCUCGAGAAGACGUAGGAAGUGAAAAAAAUCGGUAGGUUUAGUUAACAUUUAUCCAUUUUGCGAAUUAUUAAUAAAAUUGAGUGGAUUAACUGAUACAGUUAAUCGUACUUUCGUAGAAAAAUCAAUUCAAUGAGUCCUGAUUUGUCGGGCGGACAUGUACGAGGCUCUGAAUAAUGGCAAUAAUUCUAGUCUUAGUCCUGGAAAAUUUCUGGACUCUGGAAUAGUAUUUCCUGUACGCCCAAGAAUUAAUCAAUCGUUUCUCAUAAUUUUCUACGAAUCCACCAUAAAAUUGACGCGCACACAGAAAUUUUCUGACGUCAACUGGAGAUUUUUUUCGCGUUUUCUUGUAAAAAUGAAGGAACUAAUAAUAAAAUUUUCCGCGCUGAUUUAGAACGAUAAUUCGUGUGAAAUGAAAUGAAGCUACAAGAACGAAAAUUUUCGAAUCCCCUAAAUUUAAGACAUUUGAAGGGAAUCGUCGAGGGACAUAAAUCAAUUGAUAUCCGACUUUUUCUCACCUCAAAACUCUAGGGACGAUGUUUCUUCUUCUUUUAUUUUUUGCCACAUCCUGUACUUGUCUUGUGGUCGUGGGGAAGGUAUUUGAACGUCGGAUUCCAGAUAACUCACCACUGAGCUGAAGAUAGACGACGUUAUCUGCAGAUAUAGGAGAAGAAAAGAAAUUCUGAUAUUCUCAACUCGGAACUUUUUUUCUUGAUUUUUGUACUAAUUGGGCAAUUGGGAUUUCCGCAGGGCAUAACUCAUUAGUGUUACGACUUCAUCUAUGAGUUAUAUAAUUUCUCAGGGGAAACAUCCCCAUAGAGCCAAAGACAAUUUUUGAUAAUUACCUUAACUUUCUAUAAAAGUGCGUCACGAGUUUGAUGAGACGAUCAUUCGUACAUUUUUAUAAAACGAUAGGGUACUUUGCAAGAAAAAAUUUCGUUUAUAAUUUAGCCCCAACCCAGAGUGAAAUUCUAUAAUUUUUUCCUCGAGACGAUAUCAUCUGGUCAUUUAACGCGUCGCAGGAUAAAUCGACCCAAUAAAUGUGAAGACUAUUGCUGUCAAGUCAUAGUUAUUCGUCAUUAGUGGCGGUCUAACGAAAUUAUUAUUAUAUUUUCCAAAUUGCCCAUUGAAAGCGGUGGUGAAGGUGAGGCACGCAUUCGACCACAAUUACUGAUAUCCCUCUGAAUUACUGAUCAUUAAAGUGAACGUCAUGGGCAGACUAUCAGCGUGAUGGAUAACUUCGUACCCCACAGGGACGUGAUCUCAUUAAGGAAACAUUUCUACUCGUGCUGAAUCCUUGAAGUAAGGACUUGCAAGGAUCCGGCUUUUAGUUAAAGUUUCAUUGAUAAUUCGAUUCUGCCCAGUGGAACAUGCUAUUUUUAUUUACCAUUGUUACCACGUUGUUGGUUAAUGAGGGACUGGGGGAGGAGAAUGGAUUGAUAGAUCGAUUUCGUGAGCAAUCAAUGAUGGAAAGUUCUUUGAAUUAAUAUUUGAUGUCUUUAAUCCGGAAAAAAUAGUUCUGCAGCGAAGGAGUGGGCAAAGAGGGCAAAUUUCUUGCCAAUUAUUUUCUGACUGAUGCCAAGAAGCAAUUGAUUUACCGAAUAUAAAACAAAAAUCAUCGGUUUCUGGUGUUUUUAUCUUUUUUUUAUGUCACGACUGGAUCAAUCAUUCAUACAAUACCUAUGAGUAAUAUCAGAGUGAUUUUCGCUCAGUAAAUUUCCCUAUAUUUAUUUCACUAAAAAAAGGAGACAAAAAAUAAUUAUCGAGUAAUUAAUUAAAUAAAAGUUCUUUAAAUAUCGGGAUAUCUUUCGCUCGCCUGACUCGAGGAAAAAUUCUAAAAUAGGAUCUAACUUAAUGGGAGCGGGAUAGACAAGCGUUAGCUACAAAAAUAAAACAAUUGAUUGAACCACUGAGCGAACAUAAUGUCAAUAGACCGAGAGUAAUUUAAUCGGGGUAUUUUUUCUCUUCUCCUUGCGUUUAUAAAUUCCUACCUCCUGUAGGCACACCAACCCUAAACGCCACUAGACGAAAAUCCUUGCCCGGGACAUUUUCAUUUUGCAGGAACAAAUCUCUUAACAGUUAAUUCCCUUUUCUACCUAUCUAAAUGGACAAAAUGGUUGUAUCCAAUUCCCAUGGAUAAAUAAAACUUUGAUAAUGGUAAUUACACUUGAGAGUCGUGGGAAUAAUGCUAACGGUUAUCUCGGUGAAAGUGGGAUGAGUGAAUAUCAGAGUAAAUGAUGGUGAACAUUUUAUGCUAUAUCACGAGUGCAAUUGCAAUGUAACAAAACAUUGAAAUUUAUCAUUUUAAUUUUGAUGAAACAAAGGAUUAAAAAAUGCAUUUGGAUUAAAUGAAUUUCCAUUUUCCAGACGUGAUCGUCUCCACAGUUAAUUGGCCACUCUGUGUCAUCUUUAAAAGAAUGAAAUGCCAAAUAUAAUCUAAAAUUAAUACACUUUCUGAUAAAUUUCUAGAACAUUUUUUACACUGCAGUUGACUCGUCCCGCGAUGAAAAAACUCUCCCAAUUGAUACGCCAGUUGAAAUUGUUAAUAUUCAAUUAGUCCGCGAUGUCAGAGAGUGACAAAGAGAGAGGAAGAGAGAGUGAUUAUCCGACGACCUCAAUUCUAUUUUCCGCAGUUAAUAAUCGAUAGGUGACCCUGUAGAUAAUUCAGCUGAAGAAUUAUUUUAGAAUUCUAUCUGCAAAAUAAAUAAAAUUAAAAGCCACUCUAUUCAUUCGUCAAAUUUUUUAAACGAAAUGUAUUUUUAGGAAGUAGAAAGUCCGUAAUUCGAUAAAAAUUGAAUGUAUAAAUAAUCAGGAUACUUGAAGAUAAAAGGCGCAAAAAAAAUUACUACUAAUGGCGGAUAUAAGACGUUUCCAACUCGAGAAUGAAGCGAUAACGAGAGACUAACGAGUGUGAUGUUUGCUGAGAGAGAAGGAAAUUCUAUCAAUCGUUGAAAUGUAUAAAACUGUUUUAUUAAUUUAUUUUUUUCUCUGAAUGAGCGUGAAUGAAUCUUCGAUCGUGGAUCGAUCACAAAUUGAAGGAUUGGUGACAGGUGGUAUGUGGGUGGGGCUCGGACACGAGACACAUUGCAAAUGGAACCACUUUAAUUAUUAACAAGAAUAUAUUUAUUAUUAUUAUAAUGCGAAAUCGAUAAAGAGAAAGGAUAUAUGAAAAAUAAAGUACUGUCUUUAUUCACGUU